This is a messenger RNA of Raphanus sativus (radish), 1458 nucleotides long. RefSeq lists its product as uncharacterized. The record is from RefSeq and is a predicted model, not a curated record. The transcript is spliced from 7 exons. Bases 1 to 1221 code for a protein of 406 amino acids. NCBI's taxonomy places the organism in Eukaryota, Viridiplantae, Streptophyta, Magnoliopsida, Brassicales, Brassicaceae.
AUGGAUAUGAUCUUUGACUGUCUUAGACUUUCGUAUGUUCUUGAAGGUGUUUGUGUGACUAUGAGGUCUACAAUUGUGAUUCUUGCGAUCAUGACACUCGGUCUUGGAUUCCCAACCAAGACUUCGGAUCAAAAGGAUAUCGAAUGCGUAGACAUAUAUAAACAGGUGGCAUUUAGUCACGACCUUUUACAGAAUCACAAGCUGCAGAAAAGACCAUCAGAAGUCCCAAAAUCGACCGGAGUUAAAAAAAGAAGCAAGUUGAAGACUUUGGAAGCUCAAGUGAGUAAGGCCAAUUGCCCAGAAGGAAUGAUCCCUACAUGGAAGGACCAAAUAGACGGGUCUAACAAAUCUACUGUACCCGUACGGACUAGUUCAUCUACGGAUCAGUACUCGUCUAGACAUGAGCAUGCAGUCGGAAUUACGUACAGCCCACCGGAAAUGUAUGGAACGGAGGCUACUAUAAGCGUGUGGGAUCCAAACGUGGAACAACAAGAUGAGUUCAGCUUAGCCCAGAUUUGGAUUACAUCUGGAACCUACGAGAAGAACAAUCUUAAUACAAUUGAAGUAGGGUGGCAGGUUUCACCAAAUAUGUAUCAGGACAAUAAGCCAAGGCUAUUCAUUUAUUGGACAAGCGACACAUAUGUAACUGGAUGUUACAAUCUCCAGUGUCCUGGGUUUAUACAAACCAGUGACAACAUUAUCAUUGGAGGUACCAUUGCUCCUGUCUCUGAAUUCGACGCCAACCAGUUUGAGAUCACCAUUUCCGUAUGGAAGGAUCGGAAGACCGGGAAUUGGUGGUUGAGCUUAGGAUCUAACCACUCAUUAGUUGGAUAUUGGCCCGCUGAACUUUUUUCAAACUUAAUUUACGCGGACCAAGUGCAAUGGGGUGGUGAAGUCGUUGACUCACAUACUUCCGGCCGGCAGACGAUGACAGAUAUGGGCUCUGGUCAUUUCCCAGACGAAGGCUUCGGCAAAGUGGGCUACUUCCGCAAUUUGGAGAUCGUAGACAGUAAUAACAUUCUCCAGCCAGUUCAGCACGUCGAAGUCAAAGCAACCAAUCCUGAAUUCUACAGCAUCGCAAAUAUGUCUAGAGACGAUGACUGGGGCACGUGUCUGUUCUAUGGAGGUCCAGGCUUUCCUGGUAUGCAUUCGGGAGUAGCAUCUCUUGUAUUGAGUUCAUUUUUCUUGUAUUUUAGUUUCAUCAUUUUCCUUAUCAUUUAGUUUAUUUUCUCUGUUUUCGAUUUAACCAUGAGUUGUAAAUUGCUUGUGACAGAUUUUAGAUUUAAUUCGAAUCAUGAAAUUUAUUUUUUAUCGAGUAUAAUAAAAGUUUGUUUACAAUGUUGAAAAAUUAAUAUAACACACAAUGACACAAGUAAGCAACACUCAGACGAUCAGUAAACAACACCGAAUAAGAGCCUGAUAAAUGGGAUAACUCCUAAUUAGAUUCUUAAUAAAUAU